AUUCUGCGCCGUGCUCUGGGCUCUGGGGCCUCCUGCGUUGGCCUGAUGAAGAGAGACACGGACAACCACUCCUUCUUCUUGGGUUCCCUGGGCAAGCUCCACACUCUGGGAGUGCAGAUGGACCCAUCGGCACUCUAUCCGCCCGUCCCGUGGCCAGUGCCACGCGGCACUCCGAAUAUUGGCCACCUGGUGAGUUGGGACCACACGCAGCAGUGGGCCGUCGCAUCGUGGAAAGACUUUCCUGGCCUGGUAGAGGGAAAGGACGAUACUGUGAAUAUUGACAUCAGCGGAAACGAGUACGACGCCUACCUGGCUGGGCAUCGGCCCCAUGGCGAGGCGACGUUCCCUGUGGGUGGUCACCUGGUGCUCGUGUGGAAAUCUCUGAGUAGGCGUCGCGGCAAGGUUAUCGAGGAGGUGCCCGUCAUCUUCGAGAACGUCAAACUGCACAAGAACGUUGUCCUGCCUGAAACGAGUUCCCUGCGCCUUGUCGUGACCAUCAUGUACUCCUCCGGCGAGUUCGAAGUCUGUGAAGAAGGCGGCGCGGUGGCGGCAAGCGGUUGCAUUCGCAUUGCCGAAGGUGGGUCCUCGGCGUUCGACACGGACCUGCCGGUGACCUGUGCGGAGAGCACAGCCUACGAGCUAGACGCCGAGGGCAUAUACAAGGAGCUCACCGUGCGCGGUUACGACUACCAAGGAGAUUUCCGAGGCAUCACGCAGGCAGACUUACAAGAGCCGCGCGGAAAGCUCCAGUGGAAGGAGAACUGGGUGACCUUCGUCGACAGCAUGAUCCAGUACAUCAUGUUCAAAAGCCCUGUCCGAGUGCUCCGCAUGCCUACCAGCAUUGAAUUUUGUAGCUUGGACCCCUGCGAACACGCUGAAGUGAUCAAGAAGGCCGGUGACACAGGCGUGGAAGUCAUCUGCAAUAAGAUCACAGACACUUGCCGCGCUGGAGGUGUCGUCAUACGAGGUCUAAAGACCAACACCAUCGACAACGGCGCCGAUCAACAGACACCGCUCGUCGAAGAGUAUCGCUUCGUGCCUUACCUGGACGACAAAGGAAGCAAGGACAACAGAGAGUCUCUCACGCGCGAAUACGCUGAAGUCUGUUGCAGCCUUGCGAGACGGGCCCUCAACGACUUCUGCGAGAGCAACUGCUCUCUUCGUGACGCUAUGAGCGCCGUCCGUAACGUUCCCGAGCACGUUGUCAGCCAGUACCUUAACGAGUCCGAUAAAAAUCAUGCCCUCCUGCGCUUUCUUAACACUAUCCAUGAGCAAAAAGACCGCACUGACAAUACCAUUGCAGCGUAUAUCAAGUCAGCGCUGCCUGCACUCAAGGAAGACUUGGAAACCGAUGUACUCAACACUGCUCUUUUUGAGGAAGAUCCUCUCAGAUUUCUCCUUGACAUCGUGGUGGAAAACACUAACCCGGAGAGGCUCCGAGUACUGGAAUUUGCUGCUCAAGGGAGCGACUGUCUGCUGGUCUCCUGGGUGACAACGUACCUUUCAAAGUUCAAUUUAUUGCCCACUAUCGAAUACACAAUAGCCCAUUCGUCUCCAGAGAGACUGUCAGGAAAGAUCCCUCAAGGUUCCUCAGUAGUGUCACUGGGCUCGGCAACAUCCAGGAAGAAGCUUCCUGAAGUGGACUUGAUUAUGGCCCGAAGUGCCACGUGGUCCUCUGUAGAAACCAAGAACCUCGCCGAUGAAAUGUCUUCCAUUUGCAGAGAAAGCGGUUUCGUUCUGCUUGCCCAACGCACAGCACUGACACCCGCGGAAUCGCUGCUCGGUAAAAUCGGGGGCGUCGUGCUUCAAGUGGCGCCCGCCGACGAGGUGGAAGCACAGUUUUUGAAGCAUGGGCUAAGCCUGGUGGCUUUCAAGUCGAAUAACGUGUCUGCCCUCUAUCUGUUCAGGAAGCGUUCCGUGCCCGUCGAAGAGGCGAAGCAGGAAAUAUUCCAGGUUAACAGCAAACGUAGUGGCUUGGUCGAUUUGGUAAAGAAGAAGGUUAUUGACUACGAGUGGAAGCCGCAAGGAGAGAACAUGUGGCUACUCGCGGAGGAGGCUGGAGCAAGCGGCGUGGUUGGUUUGACGAACUGCCUCCGAUACGAGUCCGGUGGGAGACAUAUCAGAUGUGUGUUCGAUGCUGGUUCCACCGAGACGAACGCGGUGGCUGACUUCAACCCGGGAAAUCCAAAAUACCAGAGCGUGGUACAAAAGGACCUCGUCAUGAACGUUUACCGAAAUGGGCAGUGGGGCUCCUACCGGCAUGUGGUCGCAAAAUCAUUGGAAACAACGAAGAACAGCACACAGUUUGCAGUGUUGAACUUGGGAAAACGUGGCGAACUCUCCAGUCUGGAUUGGUACGAAUCCCCGGUGCCUUACGCUUCUCUGCCCACCUCCAAGACUGCGACUGAACCAAUAUUGUGUGAUGUCCACUUCGCGGCGGUCAACAGUCGAGACGUCACGUUCGCCAGUGUAGAGCUGCCGCCAGAGGCCUUUGUAGGCGACUUGGAAAAUGCGGAGUCCAUUCUCGGACAAGAGUUUUCUGGAACGGACCAAACAGGGCGUCGCGUCAUGGGCCUCGUGUCAAGCCAGGCGUUGGCUACCGUGGUUGCGGCAGACCCCGACCUUCUGUGGGAAGUUCCUGAUGCGUGGACCCUGACGGAAGCGUCAACCGUUCCUUUGUCUUACUCAACCGCUUACUAUGCCCUGUCGGUGCGGGGAAACAUGCGGCCAGGCGAGUCUGUGCUCGUCCAAAACGGCAGUGGAUGCGUUGGGCAGGCGGCAAUCGCCAUCGCUCUGUCCAUGGGGUGCACCGUCUUCGCAACUGUCGGUUCGACAAAAGAGCGGCACUUAAUCAAGAACCGAUUCCCACAGCUUCGAGAGAGGCACAUCAUAAACUACAACAGCCGUUGCAUAGAAGAACACAUCCUUGAACAGACCAAAGAUAAAGGUGUGGACCUCGUGCUCGACACUCUUCGCGGUGGCAGUAGUAAACCUAUCGCUCACUGUCUGGCGUGGAACGGCCGACACCUCGUUACUGAUGCCAUUGGCACAACUUCGCAUCGUCCACGCGAAGAACUGUCCCCGAAGCGCAAUGUCAUCAACGUCAGCGCCGUUGCGACAGACUCCCUGUUCUUGAACGACACCAGUGCAGCGGAAGAGAAGCGGCGAGUCGCUGAACUACUGCGUGGAGGAAUCGCAUCGGGCGCCGUGAGGCCCCUGCCUGCCACCGUGUUUCCGCGGUCUCAGGUUAUGGAUGCAUUCACGCUGGAAGCCUCUGAAGCGAACGCCGGCAAAGUUGUACUUCAGGUGCGACCAGACAAAUGCCAGGAAGCCAAGGACGGCAGUCAACCCUUCACGGUAGAAGCUGUCCCCCGCACAUACUUCUACAGGCACAAGGCUUACAUCAUCGUCGGAGAAGUGAAAAGCUUCGCCCUGGAGUUUGUAGACUGGAUGGUCAGUCGAGGCUGCCGGAAUCUUCUUCUCACCGCAAGUCAUGGAGCGUUUACGGGGUACCAGCGUCUCUGCUUGCACCGGUGGGAGACAGCCGGCGCCUCGGUAGUCUUCAGCGAAGCCGACGUGUCGACAACGCGCGGUACUUUGCAGAUUAUCAAGGAAGCCGAAGCAAUGGGUGCUAUCGGCGGCAUCUUCAACGUUUCUGUGUGCCAUGAAGACAGCUGGGUAGCCGAUCACGCGAAUGAAGUGUUCCAAACCGACUACAAGACCAAAGCCGAGGGCAUGCAACAUCUGGACGAGCAUUCCCGAAAAUUGUGCCCGCAUCUAGACCACUUUGUCGUCUUCUCCUCGGUCUGUUCUGGUCGCGGGACUUCGGGGAGGGCGCUAUCCGGUUACGUCGACUCCACGUUGGAGCGCUUGUGUGAAUGCCGCGUGGCCGACGGAUUUCCCGGAGUGGCCAUACAAUGGGGCGCCAUAGAUGAGGCUGGCCUCGCCCGUGAAGCCCAAGGACAGCAAGCGGAAUUCGAGGCAACACAGCCCCAGCAUAUAAAGUCCGCCUUGGAGGUCCUGGAGAAGUUCCUGAACCAAAACCACCCCGUAGUCUCCAGCUUGGUCAAGGCUGAAGUCACUUCAAGUUCAGAAAAGAAACCAGAAAAGAAUCCGCUGGUUGACUCGGUGGCGCGAAUUCUCGGCUUUCAAGAUUCGUCGAAGCUGAACCACAACACCAAUCUCGGCGAGUUGGGCUUAGACUCUAUAAUGGGCGUCCAGGCACUCACAGUCAUCGAGAAAUACACCGGCCUCGCUCUGUCCGUGCAAGGAAUACGCACGCUGACCCUCAAUGGAUUGCGAGACAUGAGCAAAGAACCACGUGCAAAUUAAAAUUCACGCGAAUACGAUCACUUCUUCGUUUUUCGUCCUUCCCUUGGAGAGUGAUAUGAGUUAACUCAAGUGUUUUCUGCGUCGCCACGAUGGAAUUCAUAAUACUUUAAAAUAAAAAGUGUGAAAACUGUU
This is a messenger RNA of Dermacentor andersoni, 4464 nucleotides long. Its product is annotated as fatty acid synthase-like. Lineage: Eukaryota; Metazoa; Arthropoda; Arachnida; Ixodida; Ixodidae. Gene Ontology annotation, biological process: fatty acid biosynthetic process. The record is from RefSeq and is a predicted model, not a curated record. Gene Ontology annotation, molecular function: fatty acid synthase activity; oxidoreductase activity.